Molecule: messenger RNA, 1182 nt
Organism: Closterium sp. Naga37s-1
Lineage: Eukaryota; Viridiplantae; Streptophyta; Zygnematophyceae; Desmidiales; Closteriaceae
Source: the annotation of a GenBank genome assembly
AUGAAUCCUGACCCAGAGGGCGGUUGUUCCAAGCGGAAGAAGAAUGCCCCACCAUGGUUGGCGGAAGCAUACCAAUACGAUAAGAGGAAGAAGAAAGGGGGACGCGUACAGGAGCCCAAGCGGCGCAAGACCAGCACUGUGAAGAGUGGCAAGGAGGAUAAGGAGGCGGAACACAACGAAGAGACCCAAGAAUUGCCGCUGCAGAUAUGCAACGCGCUUGUUGUCGGGGCCGUGGACGCGGAGGCAGCCUCAACGCCUAUUGUCGGGAGCGCACCCCCUGUGGAGGACGACACCGAGGCCGUGAAGGAACGCCUGAUGGACGAGUUAAUGGAAGGCGAAGAGGAGGGCGACGAGGAGGGUGACGCUGGUGGUCAGUCGUCAGGCGACGACCCGUGUGGCGAAGAGGGAUCGGAGGAAGAGCAGGCCCCGAAGGUGGCAUGUUCGAGGAAGCGGAAAGAAGCAACCGGUGGCCACGUCACACGCGAGGAGUUUGAGGAGUUGCGUGAGUCACAGAAUGGUACCGCGAAGACAAUGGCUCGGCUCGAGUCACACGUUUUAACUCUCAUUCGCCUUGGCGAAAGGCGCAAGCGCAAGCGGGCCUCUUCUGGUGCGGCAGCCUCGCUUGGCAGGGAAGCUCUGAAGCGGAAACGGGUGUCAGAUGAUGACGAGGAAUCAACGUGCGAUGAAGACGAGUUGCCGUCGAAAGUGGCGAGGCAUAUGACUACCGACAAGUUGCCAGUGCUCCAAAGCGCCCUUGAUAUCCUUCCCGCAGAGAAGGCUUGGAAGGGUGUUUGCGACCUGGUAAAGGAUCAUCUGUUUCUAGAAGCCCCGAACGAGAAUAUGGACUUCUAUCCGAGCCGCGACGCCAAGAACGCCGGCGUCUGCCAUGUCAUGUCCACCAUUCCUCCCAAAACUGCGACACUGGCGUUAGACGCGGAUAAGUCUCGGAGACAGGAUCUGAACAAGACCUUGUCAGAGUACAAAACAGGUUUGGCCAGUCGCGCACGGGGAGUUUUUCUUCCCCGGAUGGGUCUCUUCCGUGACGACGAGGACCGAGCCAGUCCUUGGGCUCGUAAGAAGGAGCGCACUGGGGAGCGUGCACGAAAAAGAUAUGGCGUUCCCGCCACGGACGAUGGUGCGUGUACGCAUGUCAUAUGGCCGGUGCAUUUAAGGCCGGCAUGA